This is a messenger RNA of Dermatophagoides pteronyssinus (European house dust mite), 3050 nucleotides long. Its product is annotated as N-acetylated-alpha-linked acidic dipeptidase 2-like. NCBI's taxonomy places the organism in Eukaryota, Metazoa, Arthropoda, Arachnida, Sarcoptiformes, Pyroglyphidae. Gene Ontology annotation, molecular function: carboxypeptidase activity. The record is from RefSeq and is a predicted model, not a curated record.
CAAUGAUAUUUCGGUCAAUUUGAUUUUGAUCGAUAAUUGUUCUCUCUAUUUUUUUCGUUGUGCGAGAAGAAAUCAAAAAUACAAAUGACAUUGACAGCUCAAUAUCGUCCAUAUCGAGACGAAGAAUGUACCGAUGUUGAUCAUAUUGGUUGGCCUGAACAUGAACCAGCCAUACAGAUUUAUGAAAAAACAACCGAAACUAUUCCGUAUCAUGUUUAUCAUAAUAAACGUUCAUUCAUAUUGAUUUUAUCGAUUUCGGUUGGUAUAGGAAUUUUUGGUUUUUUAUUAGGAUAUUAUUGUCAUUCGAAUCAUCAAAAAUUAUAUCAAAAUGAUUGUUUACAAAACAAAGUGAUCUCAUCAUCAUUUGAUGGAAUCAAUCAUUCAUCAACAUCACAUUUUGUUGGCGAAUCAUCAUUAAGACGAGCACAAUUAUUGGCCAGUAUCAGUUCGGAAAAUAUUCGAACAAAUGUUCGAGAAUUUUCUCGGCAACCACAUUUAGCUAGUUCGAAAGAAGAUUUAAAUUUAGCAAUCAAAAUUCGUGAUCAUUUUAAUCAUAAUCAUUUUGAUCAUGUUUCAUUGAAAAAUUAUUCUGCAUUAUUAUCAUUGCCUGAUUCAAAUAGGCCAAAUUUUGUAUCAAUAAUCGAUUCAAUAACUCAUAAUGAAUUAUAUUCAUCAUUACAAACAUUCAAUCAAAAACAACAGCCUUUACCAUUUAGUCCUUAUUCACCGAAUGGUGAUAUAAUUGGAGAUAUUUUAUUUGUUAAUUAUGGCCGUCCAGUUGAUUUUAUUCAAUUACAAAAUCUAUUCAAUACAACCAAUAAUGAUAUAUUUAAUGGAAAAAUUUUUCUUGUCAAACAAUUUCAUUUAUCUGCAAGUGAACAAUAUCGAUAUGCAUCAGCAUUAAAUGCAUCGGCAUUAUUAUUUUAUCCUGAUCCACAACAUUAUAAUCCAAAACAAUCAAAACCAUUUCCCGAUUCAUUAUGGUUACCAUCCGAUGGUAUUCGAAAUGAUGGUAUAUUUUGGAAUGGUGCUGGUGAUCCAGAAACAUUCGGUUUACCAUCCAAUUCAUAUGCCUAUCGUAAUCGAUUUCAUCCAGAACGACAAUUAACAAUGCCUGCACAACCAAUCAGUUAUGAAGUUGCGGAAAAAAUUUUUCAACAUAUGGAUGGAAUGAUUGCUCCAAACGAAUGGAAAGGCGGUCUUAAUGUUACCUAUCGUAUUGGAACGAAAUUAAAAGAUAAUCUUAAAAUUCGUAUAUCGGUUAAUAAUCGAUUGGUUAGAAAAACAAUUUAUAAUGUAAUCGGUAUGAUUUAUGGAAAUGAUGAACCGGAUCGUUAUGUUAUUAUCGGUAAUCAACGUGAUUCAAUGUCAAUGGGUGCUAUUGAUUCGGCAAGCGGUACAGGUACAUUUAUGGAAAUGGCACGUGUAUUUGGUGAUAUGAUUGUUAAUGGUGGUGGUGGUGGUUGGCGACCACGUCGAACAUUAAUGUUUUGUAGUUGGGGUAGUGAAGAAUUUAAUCUUAUUGGUUCGACUGAAUUUGUUGAAGAUUUUUAUAAAAUACUUUAUAUGAGAGCUGUUGCUUAUAUCAAUGUUAAUCUAGUCGUAAAUGGCAAUGAUACACUUAGUGUAGCUGCAUCACCAUUACUGUAUCAUUCGAUUUUUAAUGCAACAAAAGAUGUAUUCCUACCAAGACGAUCAACAUCACAAUCAUCAUCAAUCAAACAACAAGAUAAUUUCAAUUCAAUCUAUGAUAAAUGGAUAGUAUCGAUGCCUAAAAUGCGUAAUAAAUCAACAUUAAUAUUUCAACCAAACAUUUUUAAUUCGAUGAAAAUGUUUGAUAUUGAAAAUCAAACCGAUACGAUUGAUGAAAAAGAAAUUCUGGAAAAAAAUCAUCAACAAUUUCAUCGUCAAGAAUCAGCCGAUCCAGGAUCGAUUUUAAAAACAUAUUUAGAAUCAGCAUUUCAAGAGGUACGACCACAUGUACGACCAUUAGAUAUGUAUGGUUCAUAUGCACCAUUCUAUACAAUGGCCGGUAUACCUGUUGCCGAUAUUAGUUUUAUCAAUAUCGAUGAUAAUGAUAAUGAUGAAAAAAUUGAUAUUGAAGAUGAUAUUGAACAUAUUACUAUAAAUCAUAUGCCUUAUCCAUUAUUACAUAGUCAAUAUGAUCGUAUUGAAGCAUUGGAAAAUUUUAUUGAUCCAGAUUAUCGUUAUCAUGUUACAAUUGCACAAAUAUUAGUACAUCUAGUCGAAAAUCUUGCCGAUUCAUCAUUCAUACCGUUCAAUUUAUUUGAUUUUGCUCAAAUAUUGAAUGAUUUUUAUGUAAAAACAUUGCAUAUGUAUAAUGUUAUUAUCAAUGGACGUCAUCGACAGCAACGGCAAACAUUUUCAAACAAAAAUAAUGGCAAUAUAAUCGAAUCGAUAAUCGAAAAUGGUGAAAUAAAUUCCACAUCUAAUCAUUCAACGAUAAUGAUUAAUUCGGAUGAAUUUCUUAACAAAAUGGAUUUGGACCUAAAAUCACUUGAAUCAGCGAUUAAAAAUUUUAGCCAAGAAGCUAUCAAAUUCCAUGGUCGACAGGAUAAAAUCAAUACGAAUAAUCCAUUGAUGAUACGACAAAUGAAUGAUAAAUUAUUGUUAAUUGAAAGACAAUUUCUUGAUCAUCGUGGUCUGCCAUCAAAUAAUCUUAAAAGACAUUUAAUAUUAUCACCAGCCGAAAUGAUUAAUACAAUAAUGGCUAAACAUCAUUAUGAUGGUAAUGGUGGUGGCCUUUUUCCAGCUAUUAUUGAUGAACUAGAUCAAUUAAUGGGAACAAUGUUUAAUCAUGAUAAUGAUGAUGAUGAUGGCGACGAUGAUGAUGAUGAUGAUAAUUUACAUCAUUCAUUAUUAAGGCUACAAAAACAUUUACCCAUAUUGAUACAUACAAUACAAUCAGCAGCUAAUUCAUUAUCAAUCGAACCAUUUUAAUCAUUACAAAUGGAUAAAUAUGUGUGUACACUAAUCAUCCUUAUGGAAAAAACUUUGAUACGAAAAAACUGAAAUCGACAAAAAUAUGU